AGCUCUGCAGACUUCAGCGGCGGAUUUACUUUUCUUUUUUCCUCCUCUUCCGGUACCGGGCGAUUUGCGUGUGUGUGUCUGCGUGCGUUGCAGCGACGGCAAAUACCUCGACUUCCACACCUACAUAAACACAUAUAUAUACGAAGCAGAACAUUCCUUUUCUUUCCACUUCACUGGAGAAGUUCAGCCGCCGCUUCAGCUCUCAUCGAUCGCCGCUGCUGUUCGCGGGGAGACCACGGGUUGCCACUGCUGUUGCUCUUCACACAGGAAGGAGUUUAUAUAUUUAUUUAUAUAGAAAACAAGAAGAAGGCAAGGGAGAGGAGGGAAGCAAAUCAUGUCCACGCAGCCCAACUUGGACUUCUACGCGCGUGUCCCUACGCGGCGCGAUGUCGCGAAGGCGCGACUGGCGGAGCAGCGCAACACGAUGUACACGUGGCGUAGCGACGCAGCGCAGACGGAGUUUGACCCCCGCACCGGCGCGCGGCGUGGGCAGCGGCACGUCUACAGCCCUCGACCCACACAGCGGUAUACGGGCAGUGAGAACAACAGUAGUGCUUGCAACCGAAACAGCGGGGCGGAGCGUCGGGCGGUGCGAAUGGGCAGUGGGCGGAUGAGCGGCAAAGGCGACUACGUCGAGCAGGAAACGACGUGGUCGUCCGCGGCGGACCGCACGGGUGACCGGCGGCGGUGGUGGCGGCAGACGAACUUCACUUUCAGUCCCGAUCAUUUCCGCACCGGCAAAGGCGCCAGCGCAAAAGACGCGGACCACCGCAGCGGAAGGACGUCGCCGGAGGCUUACACGCCGUACAUACACGACAUCAUCGUGUUCUGCAAGCCGAUGCAGCACCUUGACGGAGCAGACACGAUCACUGCCGCAGCAGCAGCGCCGCCACCGCCACCACCAUCCCGCAGUGGCACGGAGGUUGUACUCGCCGUGACGUGCAACGGCGCGGAAGCGCGGGCUCGCGAACUGCAGGCCGCCGAGGAGGCCAAAAGCGGUGAGAUGCUGAGCCUCUCGUCGCUCUCGCCCGUUUCACGUAUGCAGCCGCAGACGAACGGGUACACCUACGCCCCGUCCUCCACGCCUGGGUUCGACGAGGGCGGCAGCAUCGCUCGGACAGCAGCAGCGGCAGCAGCAACAGGGACGGUGCACGGCUCUGUUGGCGGUGUGCCGUACGCCGCGACGCAGCCCUCCGCGAUGUCCUUCGACGAGGAGAUCAGCACCCCGGGCGACACCAAGGUGAAGCCCGGCAACGGAGCGCAUGCGACACAGUCGGCGCUGCGGCACAGCUCGAAAUCAACGUGGUGUGACGUUGUCGGCCCGACCAUGGCAAGCAAGCAGCGUGCCUUGACGAUGGCGGAAGGGAUCUACGGGGACUUGGUGGCGGGGGAGGCACAGCGCACGGGUACCGCCUACGGCUCCGCCGCCUCUCUUCGCAUGGCGACGGUGCCGACGUGUGAGUUAGCCUACAGCCUUCGCUCAUCGUACAUGCGCUCGACGCAGGCAAAGCACGAGCAGGGCGGCCGGCACGGCAGCCGACACGAGAGCGGCGGCGGCGGUGUCGGUGGCGGUGGUGGUGCCAGCGGCAGCCUUUCCCACAGUGCCGCGUACCCCGCAGGCAGUCCGCCAAGCAAGACGGUGGCGGGGGUCUCGACAAGCGCGAUAAGCCGCGCUACCCGCCCAGGGACUUCGCAGAGCUACCCAUCGCCGCAGCAGCAGCAACAGCAGCAGCAGAACAGUCUGCGACAGCCGCCACGGCCGCAGCGAUCGCCCUCGGCGAACACGACACUCAGCAACUCCGGCGUGCAGGUGAACAGCCUCUAUGGGAACGGACCCCACCGCCGCACCACCACGGCGGCCGGCUCUCACGGCCCCGUCGACGCGCCCUUCUUGAAGAACGCGGACGGCGACGGGGAGGACGUCCACGAAGACGGCGGCACGGCUAUUUCCGCGCUGCCACACCCAGGUUCGACGCGCGAUUUCGCUGCCAUCGGGGUGCCAUCAAGCGCCGCCGCAGCAGUAGCAGCAGAAGCAGGGGAAGGCAGCGUGAACCUCUGCCACCAAAGUCCCCUUCCUCCGCCUCCCUCGCAGCUUCCUGCACGACAGCAGCGUCAGCAGCAGCAGCAGCAGUCGGGGAAGGCGUUUUCGCCCGAUCACUCCAUGGCGAGCUCCUCUGCCGCGGCAGCAAGCCGCACCCUCACCACCGCCGAGCCGCACGGCGCGGACAGCGUCAACAUCCCGUGCGGGGAGACCAGUCAGACAGCGCCGCCCACGCUGUCGCAGCUCGCGCUCGAGCGGGAGAUGUCCCAUCACGACCACCACCACCACCAUCACCGCAAUAACAACACCAGCAACAGCACGGUGGCAGGAGGGCAGCGCACGUCACAAAGGAGCUCCCCACUUGUGGGGUCGGGGCGUCCCGCCAGUGGGUACCCCGUGUUACCAAGCAAACCGGAUACGGACCGACACGCACACUCGGCCGGCGCGCGGCUGGCGACGCAGACGAGAACAGCAACGACCGGUGACGGUGCAGGCGAUGCCGCGCAGUCGGCCAACCGAUCGCGUCACCGGCGCGGGCGGCGACUGCCAGCGCUGCGCAACACCACGAAGGAAAUACCCGGCUCAAGCGGGAGAGGUCAGCGCAGCGGAUCGACGGGGCAUGCGUACUCCGCCCUACCGCCACUAGGAGGAGAAGAUGCAGCAGCGCUGCUGGAAAGCGGGCGGCCGCCAGCGGAGGCGAAGGAGACGCGGGUGUAUGCGGUGCGAAUGCGCACCGCGUUUACGAGCGCGGACGCGGUGUUGCCGAAGCCGCGCGAGCCCCAGCGGCGAGGUGUGCCAGUGCUGCUGCCGGACGAUUGGCAAUAA
Messenger RNA from Leptomonas pyrrhocoris, 2866 nucleotides. RefSeq lists its product as hypothetical. The transcript has a single exon. The record is from RefSeq and is a predicted model, not a curated record. NCBI's taxonomy places the organism in Eukaryota, Euglenozoa, Kinetoplastea, Trypanosomatida, Trypanosomatidae. Bases 335 to 2866 code for a protein of 843 amino acids.